CCUCCGUCGCGUCGCUUCGCCCCGGCAGACCGCCGCCCGCCCGCCGCCAUGAAGUUCGUGUACAAGGAGGAGCACCCCUUCGAGAAGCGCCGCUCUGAGGGCGAGAAGAUCCGCAAGAAGUACCCGGACCGAGUCCCGGUCAUUGUGGAAAAAGCACCGAAGGCUCGGAUAGGAGAUCUGGACAAGAAGAAAUACCUUGUCCCGUCAGACCUCACAGUCGGGCAGUUCUACUUCCUGAUCCGGAAAAGGAUCCACCUCCGAGCCGAGGACGCGCUCUUCUUCUUCGUGAACAACGUCAUCCCCCCGACCAGUGCCACCAUGGGGCAGCUCUACCAGGAGCAUCACGAGGAGGACUUCUUCCUCUACAUUGCCUACAGCGAUGAGAGCGUCUACGGCAGCAUGUAAGGGGCGCACCUCUAGCUGCUGCCGCCUGGGGGCGUGUGCUCCUGAAGGGACCUGCACUUUUUUCGUUGUUGUUUGUUGUUGAUUUUAUGUUAAAGAGCCUUUUGCCCCGGGAAAGGGGCAAGUUUGUGUUUCGUUUCCCCCCUUUUCCUUUUUCUCUGGAAUAUUCCUCUCCCAUCCUUUUAACUUCUUUCCCUUAUAAUCACACCUGUUUCUCCUGUCCCCGCUGCUCUGACCUGCCUUGGGCGUUCUUUGAGGUGUCUGUAGCUAAAAGAAAAUACCUCUUUCCUUUUGCCCCUUCCUCCCCUCCUGGUUUUUCCUUUUUCCUUUUAUUUCCUUCCCUUUUUUUUUUUUUUUUUGAAGGGGGUCGGAGAUCUCGAAUUCUCAGCAACAACAAAAAAUAAAUAAAUCCUCUCCCCCCAUUUCAAUCUUGCGAUUUCACUCCCACGCCUGGGGUUUUUUCCCAUUGGGGUUUUGCUCUGCCUGGCAGUUUCUGUAACCAGAGGGAUCGGGAAUGCUAAUUAAAAAAAGAAAAAUAUAAGGAGAAA
Molecule: messenger RNA, 950 nt
Organism: Elgaria multicarinata webbii
Lineage: Eukaryota; Metazoa; Chordata; Lepidosauria; Squamata; Anguidae
Gene: GABARAP
Product: GABA type A receptor-associated protein
Exons: 4
Coding region: 49-405 (118 amino acids)
Biological process (GO): cellular response to nitrogen starvation; autophagosome assembly; macroautophagy
Cellular component (GO): autophagosome membrane; autophagosome; cytosol
Molecular function (GO): ubiquitin protein ligase binding; GABA receptor binding
Source: RefSeq, a predicted model, not a curated record